This is a messenger RNA of Sphaeroforma arctica JP610, 4010 nucleotides long. RefSeq lists its product as hypothetical. The transcript has 23 exons. The record is from RefSeq and is a predicted model, not a curated record. The coding region runs from base 104 to 3841 and encodes 1245 amino acids. NCBI's taxonomy places the organism in Eukaryota, Ichthyosporea, Ichthyophonida.
UCACUCACAGAACAUCGAGACCGAGUCACGGCACAAGCUCAACGAUGCCACAUGCAAAGCAUGUGUACAGUAUGGACUGAACACGGAUGUAAGGCCGUAUACCAUGGUGCUGGCUGCGUUUCUGAUCGUUCUGCACAAGUACACACUUGAGGAGGAGGUUCUGAUUGGCACAUCAACCGAGAACUUCAAUCCCUUAGUACUGCGGUUACCGGUACAAGACGACCAGACCAUUACCUCGGUCAUUGCGGCUGUGGUGGCGGCCGAAGAGUUGUCUGUGGCAAAAGACGUGCCAUUCGAUGCACUCAAUGCGGAAUUGGCCAAAGAACACGACGCCAACGCCCCCAGAGCACCAUUGCUGACAGUUCGAUGUUUUAACGCAGUCGAUGUGGACGCCAGCACACUCGAUGCCACAGCCAUGUGCGAGUGGACUUUGCUGGUGGAGCAAGACCGUGACUCCAAACGACUACUACCCCUCAGUCUAAGACUGAUAUACAACUCAGUGCUCUUCAGGAGUGAACGCAUGAGCGAGGUGUUGCACCACAUCGAAAUCAUUCUCAGCCAGAUUGCUAAGGCGGACGACACCCUGACCGUCCGUGACUGUGAGAUUGCAGCCUCUCACACUCCGGGUGCACGCGUAAUCCCCGAUCCCUUAGAGGAACUGGACAGCACGUGGGUGGGUGCGGCCUUCGACCACUUCUCAGAUUGGGCCAAAAAAGACCCAGAAAGACCCGCAGUGGUGCAUGGAGAGAAGACCUUCAGCUACAAAUACCUCGAUGACUUCAGCAACCGCGUGGCCCACUAUCUGAUUAAGCAAGGGGUUGUCCCGGGUGAUGUGGUGACCAUGUACGCCCACCGCAGCACAGCCAUUGUCAUAGGUAUCAUGGGAAUACUCAAGGCUGGCGCAACCUUCUCGGUUAUUGAUCCGGCGUAUCCGGUGGAGAGGCAGCAGGUGUACCUGUUUGUGGCCCAGCCAAAGGCCAUCCUGAGUCUCAAGUUGGCGGGGGUCAUGAACCCUGAGGUGCAGAAGUACAUUGACACGGAGUUGAACAUAUGCUGCCAGCUCAACGGUUUGCAUGAAGACGAGCCUGAACUCUUAGCCGAAUACGAAUCCACGUCAUGUGGUGUGGUGGUACAGCCCUAUGAUGUAGCCACCCUGUCCUUCACCUCAGGUUCAACGGGUAUUCCUAAAGGUGUGCGAGGGCAGCACAUCUCUCUGACCCACUUCUUCCCAUGGAUGAUGACCAAAUUUGGACUAGGAGAAAAAGACCGUUUCACAAUGCUGUCUGGAAUUGCGCACGACCCGAUUCAGAGAGAUGUGUUCACACCGCUGUUCAUGGGAGCUACCAUCUACAUUCCCGAUCAAGAAGACAUCGUGUCACCAGGUCAACUGGCCCAAUGGAUGGCCACCAACCAGGUCACCGUUGCACACCUCACACCCGCUAUGAACCAGCUGGUUACAGCCAAUGCCGAGGCACCCAUGCCCCACCUCAGGCGAGUGUUCUUGGUCGGCGAUAUCCUCACCAAACGCGAUGUCAUGCGAUUGCAGGCACUCGCAGACAAUGUGGAGGUCAUCAACAUGUACGGUACCACCGAGACACAACGCGCGGUGUCGUAUUUCCACAUCAAGAACGACGGGUCUAUUGGCGAUCUCAAAGAAAUCCUCCCAGCCGGAUGGGGCAUGAAAGACGUACAGCUGCUCAUCCUCACGGACUCAGGAAAGGUGGCCGGGAUUGGUGAGCUGGGUGAAAUCUACGUACGCUCACCCUGUAUGUCGCGGGGCUACCUAGGACUGGAUAAGGUGACGGCUGAGAAGUUUGUCAACAAUCCCUUCCGACCAGACGAUUCCAAGGACAAGAUGUACCGCACAGGCGAUCUGGGCAGAUACAUGCCAGAUGGAGUUGUGGAGUGUGUGGGAAGGGCCGAUGACCAAGUCAAGAUCAGAGGUUUCCGCAUUGAGUUGGGUGAGAUCGACACACACCUGGGCCAACAUCCAGACGUGCGGGAGAACAUCACACUCGUCAAACGAGACGCCAAUGAGGAGAAGACCAUCAUCUCGUACUUUGUGCCCAAGAUAGCCAACCAGUUCGACAUCAACUCCAUGCGGGAUGCUCUAAAGGCAAAGCUGCCCGUGUACUCUAUUCCGAGUGUGUUUGUGCCUCUGGUGCGCAUGCCACUCACACCCAACGCAAAGAUCGACAGAGCCAAACUGCCCUAUCCCGAUGCGGCAGUGAUUGCUCUGCAAAACGCCAGCCGAAAGCAGUCCAGCAGCGGAGUGACGCACGAGACCAACAUGCACGUGGAAAUCAAGGACAUCUGGCGUAAUGUGCUGGGCAGAGCCGUGGGUGUGCACGACAACUUCUUCGACGUUGGCGGCCACUCCAUCUUCGCCACGCGAGUUACCUUCGAGAUGCGCAAACGUCUGAAGCUAGAGCUACCUUUGGACCUGCUGUACCGAUGUGGUACCAUUGAUCAGGUUGUGAAGCAGAUAUCCAAGGAUGAACUUACAGACGCCCUUGGUUUUGAAGAAGCGGACGGCACUUCAGAUAUUGCCCAGUUGGAUGUUGAAGGCCAGGUGGUCCUAGACGCCUCUAUCACUUGCAAAGGCCUACCAGAGCUAGCAGCUGACAGCGUGCAGACAGUGACGGAUGUGCUUCUCACUGGUGGUACUGGUUUCUUGGGCGCCUUCUUGUUGUCGCGACUACUUGUAACCCACCCGAAUGCCAUGGUGCAUUGCAUUGUGCGGGCGAAGGAUAAUGCGGCUGCCUAUGCGCGAGUGGAGAAGGCGCUGAAACAACACUUUCUGUGGCGAGACGACUACGGCCAUCGCAUUAAUGCCGUGUGCGGAGAUUUGUCAGCGGAAGACAACACGUGUGGCGUAGACGCUGCUGUGUGGGACGAAUGGGCUACUAAGGUGGACCUCAUUGUCCACAAUGGAGCCUUGGUUCACUGGGUCUACCCCUACGCCAAGCUCAAGGCGGCCAAUGUCACGUCGGUGGUGAGUCUGUUGGCCCUCGCGUGCACACACAAGCGCAAGCCCUUCCACUUUGUCUCGUCUACGGCUGUGUUUGAGGCGUCGCACUACUUAGGACUCACGCAGCCCGUGAAGGAACGUGACCCGCUGGUGGCUGGUAACGGCAUUGGCUCUGGUUAUGGUCAAACUAAGUGGGUGGCCGAGAAUAUCAUUGCACUAGCUGCGGAGCGUGGCCUGCCUACGUACGUCUACAGAUCAAGUUACAUCACCGGAGACUCGCGCACAGGUGUUACGAACGUGGAUGAUUACCUGGUGCGCCUGGUGAAAGGUUGCAUUGAGUUGGGCGUGGCGCCUGAAAUGGUCAACAAGCUCAACUGCUGCCCCGUGGACUUUGUAGCCGAUACCAUCGCGCACGUGACCACCGCAACGCCCGAAGUUCGGGACGGCAUCAAUAAUACCUACCAUUUCUUGAACCCCACAUCGUACCGGUUUGUGGACUUCUUUGAGGACGUUGCGAGAUACGGCUUCGAUGUCAAGCCCGACAACUACAUGGAGUGGAAGGGGGCACUCGAAGAACUGACCAUGACGUCCAAGGAGAAUGCGCUGUACCCUCUGCUGCACUUCGUCAUGGACGAUUUGCCACAGAAGUCUAGAGGGCCGUCGCUGGACACAACCAUGCUAUGGAAAGCGCUGGAGGGCUCCAACAUCGAAUGUCCGUCCGUGACAUCGCUAAUGGGCAUCUAUCUCUCCUACCUCGUACACUCCGGUUACCUGGAACCGCCGACGUUGGCGAACCUAGAGGGUAUAGAGGCACUGCCUGCGUUGGAUAUAACCGGUGAAAUCGGCAUCGUAAGACGCUCGGGUAACUAAAUAAAGAUGAUUGAUCAUAUAGACGCGUGUAUACACUCAGGUCAUCUGCAGCCGCCGACGGUGGCGAACCUAGAGGGUAUAUUGGCCCUGCCUGUGUUGGAUAUAAUCGGUGAAAUAGGUAUCACAAGACGCUCGGGCAACUAAAUAAAGAUGGUCUUUCAAUCGACUG